Rhincodon typus (whale shark) is the source of this 5375-nucleotide messenger RNA. Its product is annotated as transmembrane protein 171. The record is from RefSeq and is a predicted model, not a curated record. NCBI's taxonomy places the organism in Eukaryota, Metazoa, Chordata, Chondrichthyes, Orectolobiformes, Rhincodontidae. Bases 364 to 1299 code for a protein of 311 amino acids. The transcript is spliced from 4 exons.
UUUCCAAGCAGAAGAUUGGCCAGUUAAUUUGUCCUGGUGAUGUUGGUUGAGGAAUAAAUGUUGACCACGGCAUCAGGAAACUCCUGUUUCAUCAAGAAAGUUUUACAGGAUCUAUUGAUUGGGGAAGUUAGGACAUGAGGACACAGUCUCAGAAUAAGGGAUCGAUCAUUUAGGACUGAAAUGAUAUGAUAUUCAGUUACUCAAAGGGUUAUACCUCUUCGAAUUCUUCACAAUUGAUGCACCAUAAUUGAAUAUACUUAAGGCUGUGACAGAACUCUGGUCUCUCCAUGACUCAAGGCAUUUAGAGAGCAGAUUUGGUCAUUUCACACUGAAGAAGAACAUUUCAAUCCUGAGGACUUGAUAAUGCGUACUGUUCCAGCAUUGGAGAGAAUAGAGGGAGACAGAAGCUCUUAUAAAACGGGAUUCUUUCUACUUGUGUUCGGAGUUUCCUUUCUAUCCGCUGGAGUUAUUAUUGCUACCUUUGGGUUCCAGUCAUGUGAUCGUAAUGGUGGCAGCUGCAAUGUUAUUCUAAAGGCAACCGGACCAAGUUUGUGUGGCAUUGCAUUGGUAUUCUUACUGCUAUCGAGAUCCAAGUCUCUGGUGAAUUUGAGGCAGCUGGCCCACUCAGCAGAUCAAAGGUGCUUUCUUUCAUGCAGUGAGCAGGACACUUUUGCCCGUUUCCUUAUCUUUGGCAUCCUGUUUUGUUUUAGUGGAGUGCUGUUAACUAUGAUUGGAGUUUGGGCAAUCACCUGCCCUGGCACCAAGGAAGGUGAAGGAUUCAAUUUAACGGGUAAAACUAAUGGAAAUGAGAAAUGUAAACUACUCUUCUUGCAAAUUAUGGGCCCAGUGGUAACAUUUAUUGGUAUUUGCUUCUUACUAAUUGCCCAUGUCAAAAAGAAGGUAACAUUAAAUCCAGAGGAGGAAUGCCCAUCCAGAAGUAAUCAACAACCGCAUAGGUCAGGACCAUGCCAAAUUGCAAUAGAUAAUUCUGUGUUGGUCCUUCCACCACCACCACCUUAUUUCCCUGAACCACCACCAAUUGUAAAUGAUUACAAUGGAAUCUGUCAGCCUGUUCCCAGUGACAGUCCUCCCUCUUAUUACAGUGUCAUCUACUGCAGGACCCAGGCAGAUGAGAGCUCUAAUUCCAACAUGAUGGAUGUUAGAUUGAUUCUUACGAGGUUUCCAGCACAUUGGCUGAUAUAUCUCAUAUCUGCUGCUUUCGAUCAGAGUUAUCAACAAUGGAUUAAGAAACCCAGACUUCAGAUGAACAACCAACUAUUUCACCCAACAGUCUUUUAGAUAAAUACAUUCCAUUUUUGUUUUCUUUUGUUUGGUACUUCUUGUAAAAUUAUAUGUGGCUGUUCUUAGAAUGUUAAUGACCAAAGAAAGGCUAUUUUACUCACCAAAGGGAUGCUUGGGAGUGAGGAGAGUUCUACAAAUAAGUCACCCACUCUGUUUCUACUCUCCUUAUUCUCUUUUAACGGUCUCUUUCUCAAGAAGAUGUGACUUUUCUUCUAUAAAAUUCAAAGCUAACUUAGCUUCAGUAAUUGUUUGUGAACAGUAUAAAGUCCACAUUUUAAUUACUCUGCCAUUAAGUUUCUUUAAUUAUCUUGCUAUUUGUCUUGUGUUUGCAUUACCAUCUCACAGACCAAUUGAAACAAUUGAUACUAUUUACCCUGCCAUAACUUACCAUAAUCGUGGAAGACAUCAAUCAAGUCAUUCCAUUAACUCCUCAAAACUCGUAAAAACCCUACACUGUCAAGACUCAUCUGCAUAUCUGGAAAAUUAAAGGAUAUGAGGAACAAGCAGUAAAGUGAGAUUGGACAAGGUGGAUGAUAAAGAGAAAUUUCUUGUGUUUUGUGGCUGAUAUAACUUUUUCAACAUUAUAAAUUUCUACACUCCUAAUCUCUGUGCUGCCCUUCACAACAUCAUCCAAAAGCACACUGUUAGUUUUCACAUGUAUGCUGAUGAUAUCCAGCUUUACCUCACUAGCAUCUCUCAGCUCCUCCACAGUGACUAAAUUUCUAGACUGCUUGCCUAAGACCUAUUACUGGAUUAGCAGAGAUUUCCUCCCAAAUAAAUAUUAGGAAGCCUGAAGCAGUUGUUUUUGGUUCCUGCUCCAAACUCCACUCACUAGUUACUGAUUUCAUUCCUGUCCAUGGCAACAAUCUGAGAACAAACCAGACUACCCACAAUUUUAGCUCACAUUUGACUUCAUAUUCACACCAUCAUUAAGAUGGUCUAUUUCCAUCUCUUAAUUUUACUUCAAUUUGCCCCUGCCUCAGCUCAUCUACUGAAAUCCUCAGUCAUGCCUUGGUUAUCUUUAGACUUGCUUAUUCAAUGUACUCCUAGUUGAUCUCCAAUAUUCUGCCCUCUGUAAACAUACAAAUGUUUGCUGCCUGUGUCUUAAUUUGUUUUAAAUCCCCUAACCCUAUCAUGUUCUCUGAAAAGGAUUAGUAACUGACAGGAAGCAAUGUUAACAAUGAGCCAUUUCUGACGUCAUAAUCAGAACUGUGCACCACUUCUUUCUAUCUAUUGUCUUUUUCCCACAUGAUUAUAAUUAAAUGUUUAAGUGUCAGUCACGUGCAUGCAGAACAUAUUCAACUUAGCAACUGGGGAAGGUUUUCAUUGGUGAACUGGCAACACUGUAACGAGAGGCAGCCUGUUGGAGGGACUCUGGUCAAACAAGGAAGCUGUGCAUCACAGCCACAACUUACCCAUGCAACUUAAUUGCGAUUAACUGAAGACUUCAGAAUACAAAGGUGGCAAGGGGACUUUUCAAUAUUAGAAUUCACUUAUAAAUAUUUCACUUUAGUUUCAUUUUCUUCAUGUGUGCAUCAUCAUUAUUUGUUUAGAUUAGCCUAGAGAGCUACGUGUCUCAUAGUUGGCAUGCAUUGAUGGUUACAGGGAGAUUAAGGAUAUUUCCUUUAUUGUGGAAUAAACAAUGAUGUGUUCUUAAGUUCACUCAUUAUUGAAUGUUCAUAUGAGUGUCCAGUAUGAUGCUUACUACACCACAGAACAGCUAACCUUGCAAUCUCAGCUGCCUUCCUCUGCAUUGAAAAGGACAAUCUCAGAGAAAGUGGGAGUGAUUGAAAUGCUCUUGGCGAACCUAAACCCCUGUGCCAGCUAACACCAGGAGAGUGGCACAGGUUUGGACAGUACUGAUACUGCCCUUUAGGUCCCAUGCUUUCUUGCAGAGAUUGACUGUCCACCACCCUUCCUCCGCACCACACCCAGGAUGUCAGGCCCUUCCCACUUCACUCUUCCAUGCUUCCCUCUGAACUCCCUUCUGUUCUCCCGUAGAUCUUUCCUCUAAUUUUCCAUGUCACUGACCCCACUCCAGUAUACACCUCAUCACUGACUCACCCUUGUUGCAGGCCUUAACAUAAGAGUCCAUUCUCCUGCUUCCCUCUCUUGAAGUGUAGAUUUAAACAAGGAAAAACAUUGAUCUUACACACACUGUAUAAAGCUGAUGGAUGCGUGCCACCUUUAAAUGAUUGUGAACUGGAUGCCACUGACUUUAUCUUGAUGACCAGAUCUUACUGAAAACUAUUUAAUGUUGCUAAGUAUUCACGGUAAAGUUGUCUUACAAGUAUGAACUUGCUCCUGGAUAUUGCUCGAUCUGCUGCUGAUUUUAUCACUGCUUCUCUACCAAUCAUGUGGGAAUCAACAUUUCUCAACCUUCAUGUUUCCUGCUCUUGACGGCUCCAUGAACACCCCCACUAGAAAGCUGGGAUAAAUAUGUCACUUUGAGGAUGGCAUAGUCUAAUUUGUGCAGUAUCAUGGGUCAACUAUGUACAAUUUAUUAUGACCUGGAGGAAGGGACUGACUGUAUUGUGAACAAUGCAAAGAAAAGUACAAAAAUAAGCUAUGAGGAGAACACAGAGAUAUUGGAAAGGAAUAUGGGAACGUUAAAUGUCUGGGCAACAGUUUGGCAUAUGGAAGUAUAGUGUGGAAGAACUGUGCAGUUGUCCACUUUGGUAGGAAGAAGAAAAAAGCAGAAUAUUUGAACAGAGAUAUUAUGGAAUGCUGCCAUACCAAGGGAUCUGGAUAUCCACAUGCAUGAAUCACAAAAAAGUUAGAUGCAAGUACAACAGGUUAUUAGGAAGACAUAAAGAAAGUAAGCCUUAAUUUCAAAGAGGGGUGAAAUAUAAAAAUAGAGAUAUCUUACUACAACUAUAUUAUUGCUGAGACCAGAUGUGGAGUAUGGUGCACAGUUUUGAUCACUUAACAAGAGACACGCUUGCACUGGAAGCAGUUUAAAGAAGGUUCUCUAGGCUGAUUCAAGGGAUGAGUCUUAUAGGAAAGGUUAAGGAGGCAUGACCAUUCUCAUUGGAGUUUAGGAGAAUGAGGUGUGAUCUUAUUGAAGUACAUAAGAAUCUGAGGGCACUAGACAGGGUAGAUGCCAAGAGAAUGCUUCAUCAUGUGUUAAUCUAGAAUGAGAGGACACAGUUUAAAAGGAAGGGGUCUCCCAUUUAAGGUCCUGGAAUUCUCUCCUUAAUGGUAUGGUGGGUGUACCGAAUGAACUGCAGCAGUUCAAGAAGGCAGUUCACCAUCACCCUCUUGAGGGUAACUAGGGCUGGGCAAUGAAUUCCGGCUCAGCCAGUGAAGACUACAUCCCAUGAGUGAAUUUAAAAAUAAAUGGAGUUGAGGAGAAUUUCUUCUCCCAGAGGGUUAUGUUUUAGAAUUCUCUUCCCCAAUGAGCAGUGGAAUCUGGGUCAUUGAAUAUAUUCAAGGCUGAGUUAGACAGAUUUUUAUUUGACAAGGUGGUCAAGGGUAAUCAGGGACUGACAGGAGAGUGGAUUUGAGCCCACAUUCAGAUUAACCAUGAGUUUAUUGAAUGGUUUAUUGCUGUUUCUAUGCUCUUAUGUUCUUUAUUCCUGUGCUCGUUGACCUACAUUGGAGCAUGGUCAAGCAGUGUUCAUUUUAAAAUUCUCUUCCUUGAUUUCAAAUCACUUCAUAGCCUCAGCUUUGCCUUAUUCCAUAAUCUUUCUCCAGUCCCAUAACCAUCCAAAAUAUCUGUGCUCAUCUAAUUCAGGACUCCUGUACAUCCUUAAUUUUAAUCACUCCUCCAUUAAUGGCUAUGCCUUUAGUGCCUAGACCCCAAACUCUGCAACACCCUCCUUACAUAUCUGCAUGGCUCUACCUUGCUUUCCUCUCUUAAAACACUCCUCAAAACCCUGUACUUUGGCUUUUGGUCAUGUAACAUACCAUCACCUUAUAUAUCGCGAUAUGAUGUUUACAUGAUGCUCCUGCGAAGUUUCUCGGGAUGUUUUAUUGCAUUAGGGGUGCUAUAUCAAUAAAAAUUGUUAUAACUAAAUUUCUUUCCUCCCUGAUAAUAUGUUAAGUUGCAUUAAACUUUAUUUCUUUUCUCA